AUGCGCCCCUUAACCGAACCCGAAACCCGCACCCUCUUCACCAAACUCGCCUCCUACACCGGGCCCUCCCUCAAAACCCUCCUCUCCCCUCCCUCCCAAUCCACCACCACCUCCCAAUCCCAAUCCACCUCCCGCCACGUCUUCCGCCUCCACCACAGCCGCGUCUACUACGUCCGCGAAUCCCUCGCCAACCACGCCACCUCCAUCUCCCGCCACGCCCUCCUCUCCCUCGGCACCUGCCUCGGCAAAUUCACAAAAACAGGCCAAUUCCGCCUGCAUAUCACUGCCUUGGACGUCAUCGCGCCGCAUGCCCGCUACCGCGUCUGGGUGAAGCAGAAUGGCGAGAUGCCGUUUUUGUAUGGGGGGAAUGUGCUCAAGGCGCAUGUGGGGCGGUGGAGUGAGGAUUGUGCGGCGGGGCAGGGGGUGCUUGUUUUGGGGGGGGGGGAUGUUGCUAUUGGCUUCGGUGUGACGGCGCGGAGCACGGCCGAGGCGCGGCGCCUGGAUCCGACUGCCGUGGCGACGUUUCGACAGGCGGAUAUCGGGGAGUAUCUGCGCGAGGAGGACACGUUGUUUACGACGACUUGAGUGGGUGGAGUGGGCGGAAUGGACGGGUGUGUGGGCUUGCUUGCUUGCUUGGGCAGAGCGGAGGAAAAGACGGACGAACACACGAAUGAGAGGGGGAAGAGAACCAAGAAAUAAAAGUUAGGAAUGGAUAGAUACGACUCCGCGGUGUGAUGGACACGCAUCUCAAACCACGGACCACGGUCCACGGUCUAGAAGAGCAGCAGUGUGUAUUUCCAACUGCUUGAACGCUGCCAUAGAAAUACCCUUAGCUGUCCUACCAGACAGUCAGAAAGCCAGACAGACAGCCAGACAGCCAGGACAAAAAAGGCGUCAACAAAAGUCAGUUCGUUCAUUUGUUACUUUCUGUGUAUGCGGGAUCAGGGAUACUAUGCGAUCAACUAGGGCACUACGGGAUGUAGGGCAAUCCCAUUCAGGUCGCGUAGAUAAAACCGUACAUAUACAUACACACUUAUAUUACUCACCACGCG
This is a messenger RNA of Pseudovirgaria hyperparasitica, 1052 nucleotides long. Its product is annotated as 60S ribosome subunit biogenesis protein NIP7. Gene Ontology annotation, cellular component: preribosome, large subunit precursor; nucleus; nucleolus. Gene Ontology annotation, biological process: ribosomal large subunit biogenesis; ribosome assembly. Gene Ontology annotation, molecular function: RNA binding. The record is from RefSeq and is a predicted model, not a curated record. Lineage: Eukaryota; Fungi; Ascomycota; Dothideomycetes; Acrospermales; Acrospermaceae. Bases 1 to 585 code for a protein of 194 amino acids. The transcript is spliced from 2 exons.